UGCACAUGGCAACACUACUUCAAGCUGUCAAAUUGGCGGCUCCUUGCAUCGGCGAUUAGUGGCUAUAUUUUUGUGAUUAAGUUUAUUAUUAUGGAAUUGUGUGUCUUAAUUGCUGGUUUAUAAUAAGAUAAUACUAUUAUAAAAUCAUGGCGAACCAUUAUGAGGUCCCCAGCUGGGCUGGCAAACCACCCACUGGCCUGCAUUUGGACGUGUUGAAAGGCGACAAACUAAUACAGAAACUAAUGUUAGAUGAGAAGAAAUGUUACUUAUUUGGCCGGAACCCGCAGAUGAAUGAUUUCUGUAUUGACCACGCCAGUUGCUCCAGAGUGCAUGCGGCAUUUGUAUAUCACAAAGACUUAAAUAGAGCUUUUUUAGUUGAUUUGGGAAGUACUCAUGGUACUUAUAUUGGUAAGAUGCGUUUGGAGGCCCACAAGCCUACACAGCUGCCCAUAGACUCUAAUUUCCAUUUCGGGGCUUCCACAAGAAACUAUAUUAUAAGAGAGCGGCCGAUGGGCAACGCGCGCGGCAUCAUGGAGGAGCUGCCCAACACCGAGACGGAGGGCGCGCUGCUCGGCUUGCCCGAGACGCAGACCGAACUAGAUAAUUUAACGGAAUUCAACACGGCUCACAACCGGCGGAUCUCCAUGCUGGGUAUCUCCACGGACGACGGCAGCGACGUCAUGAAGCCACCAACGGGCACCAAACGCUCGGCAUCGACGCCAGCCGGCGGCGUGCUAAAAAAACAGCGCCGAAACGUCUCCUUCAACGAGGAGGUGGACAUCAUCAACCCCGAGGACAUCGACCCCACGAUCGGCCGCUUCAGGAAUCUGGUCAAGAGCACCAUAGUGCCGAAUGCGAAUAAUCCGCCGAGGAAGCUGAAGCUACAGAGCGCUGAUGAGAGCCAGCAGCAGCAGCACCCCUCGCUGCGGCUGCAGGAGCUGUCCCGCGGCGCGGCGCUGUACUCCGACCUGCCGGCGCCCAGCUCGCACCUCAGCCUCAUCGGCGCCCGAUUGGGGCUGUCGCUGCCCAACCCGGCGCCCGACGUGGAGCUGGAGGGGCCCGAGCCCGCGCUGCCCGCGCACGCGCCGCAGCAACACGCAGCCGCAGAAGAAUCUGGCCCGUCCAACGAGCCGAAACGGAAGAAGUACGCCAAGGAAGCCUGGCCCGGCCGCAAGCCCGGCCUGCUGCCCGCCGUGUGAGACUGAGCCGUGCGAGCUGUGCGAGGCGUGCGGACCGUGCGAAGUGUGCAAGGCGUGCGGGCCGUGCGAGGCGUGCGGGCCGUGCGAGGUGUGCGAGGCGUGCGGACCGUGCGAGGUGUGCGGGCCGUGCGAGGCGUGUGAGAAGAUAAUACGCGAGCCAGUGCGUGCAGGACGGGAGCAACGCUCAAAUAUAUUUAUUAGUAAAAACGACACAUUUUGGAUUGCCAUCUGCAGAAAAUUAGAGAUGACAAUAAGUUAUAAACACUUUCUGGCACUAUUUGAGAUAAUCGAAAGUAACCGGUGAUAUGCGCUAGCAACUGAUAUGUUUUAAGUCGGUGCCAAGCCAAAUAGUAAUACCCCCAAGCAAACUAAUGGACAACUUUUUUAUUUCCUUCCGAAUCGCACCAGGGUUGGUAUUCGGUUCGACAGUGUGUCGACGCUUUUAAUUUUUUUUUGGCACCGACUUCAAACAUAUCAGUUGCUCACGCAUAUAAAAGGAAUAAUAUCUAAUUUAGACCUUUUUAAAGCCGCUUUUUUUUUCAAUUAUGUUUUUCCUAUGUGGCAUAGUCUAAAUACACGAGGCGACUUUGCCGAACUUCACUCGACAUGUCUGGCAACAUCGCGCGACACGUGUCGUUAGUGUGUCAGGCGAAGAUUCGCGAACUUUUACGACUUCUGACAUGUCGCCGACACGUGUCGCGGGACAUUUGUCUCCUAGUGUAUCCCUGGCUUAAUACUUAUUCACAAUAAUCAGUUAAGUGGUAACGAUCACGUAAUUUUCCCGAAACUUAAUAUUUUUUCUGUUCUCCGGCCGAAAAGCAUGUACUUUCGGCCCGCUGCGCUAAACAAAGUAGCCGCUUUCUGGCUCCGACGAACAGAAAAAUAGGAUACACACCUCGGCCAGUAAAUAAGGCCUCGCCUUCGCCUCGGCCGAUAAUUACAUGUGAUGUGAGACAUUUCUGAAUUCUUAAUAUACUAUUCCUUUCGAUUGCUCUCGAACAUCCCAGAACAGUAAUGAAUAAAAGCUGGUGAAAUAGCUUUUUUUAAUUGCUAUGUGAAGCAACCGUUCCACCAGAACCACGUUCGACGUGUUGCCUCUCUGUCGCAAUCGUAAAUUCGUACGUAAGUGUGACAGGGAGGCAACAUGUCGAAAGUGGUUCGCAGUAGGCCGUCAGGUAUAUUAGAAUGUUGCGCCCGCACCUACAUUUUCAACACAAUACGGAUAAGAGGACAUUCGCAGAUGGUUUUUGUAGCUAAUAAGCUAAACUAUGUAAUUUUAUAAAUAUUACUGUAAGUUGG
This is a messenger RNA of Cydia pomonella (codling moth), 2498 nucleotides long. RefSeq names its product nuclear inhibitor of protein phosphatase 1 (gene NiPp1). NCBI's taxonomy places the organism in Eukaryota, Metazoa, Arthropoda, Insecta, Lepidoptera, Tortricidae. Gene Ontology annotation, cellular component: nuclear speck. The record is from RefSeq and is a predicted model, not a curated record. The coding region runs from base 147 to 1199 and encodes 350 amino acids. Gene Ontology annotation, molecular function: protein serine/threonine phosphatase inhibitor activity; protein binding; mRNA binding. The transcript has 9 exons.